AUGGACAACGAGCACCAAGCACAGUUCAGCGAACAAUCGCAUCUCCCUCCUCACAUCGAGCGGUCCCAAUCAAGCUCAUCUUCUUCUUCUGUCGAUCACGACCACGACGAGCACCACAUCCACCAGCCAACUCCUAUCCGACCUCGGUUGCCCAGCAGAAAGAGCAGCGGGCCGUUGGUGGUACCCCGGGACAGCUCGGCAGUGGGCCCAAUAGAUGCAGAGUUUGGACCCGACGACGUGAGGGCUAUGAGCCCACGGAGGACCAGUGAAGACAUCGAAGCACUAGGAAGGGAAGCGCGAGAAGAGCUCAAGAGACACGCAAAGGCUUUGCAAGACUCGCUCUUGACCAUCUUCAACCGCAUCGAGGCCGUCAGAGAAGAACAUGACAAGCUCGAUAACAACAACAAGUUCCUCCAAAAAUACAUUGGCGACCUCAUGACCACGAGUAAAAUCACUGCCGCGCCAACCAAGGGCAAGAAAUAA
Molecule: messenger RNA, 483 nt
Organism: Colletotrichum abscissum
Lineage: Eukaryota; Fungi; Ascomycota; Sordariomycetes; Glomerellales; Glomerellaceae
Exons: 2
Coding region: 1-483 (160 amino acids)
Cellular component (GO): trans-Golgi network
Source: RefSeq, a predicted model, not a curated record